AGGUGGUGGCAUUGUGUUUCGGCGUACAGCGUCUGUAUGGUACAUAAUUUGCCGUGCCCGUGUGGUCAUCAGUUGCACGUCCCGCACUCGAGCGAAAUAGCAUGUACCAGUUGUAACAUUACCCAGGUUGCCCGAUGCCAUGUACCAAAAAGUAGGUGGUUGCCCUGAGGCCGAUGGCCGAGGGGUGGACAAGUUGCUUAGCGACCUCGACAACAGAUUGUCAUUUCAUGACAACAGGUGGAUGUGCCUCACCCAACCUGAGAGGGCCACCCUGUGCUUGGGACCAGUCGCACGCCUCGAAGUCACCAUUGUGAAGGCGAGGAACAUAAUACCCAACGAGGCCAAUGGGAUGCAAAGGUUCUUGGCACCUCCGCAACCAUUUGUCAGAGUGUAUUUGGACGACAAGGAGGUGUACGAGGGCUUUCGCUCGAGCAAUACGCGCAACCCGACGUUUCAUGACAAGUGUGAGGUCGACGCUACUGCGGCGAAAUCGAUUGUGCGAUUUCACGUGUACGACAAAGACAUCGAAGAUGAGGAGGCUAAAGAUGUGUUGAAGGGGAACAUGACCAAGUUUUCAGUGGCGAACGGUAAGUCGUCUUCGCUGCGCCACUCCCUCGGUUUCGUAGAGAUUUGUCUCGCGGACAUGCCAUUCGACCAGGAAAUAUCAGGCUGGUUGGAGUUGCGUUUUCCCAUGCACCUGCAAGGCACAAACAGGAUGCGCUACCAGCAGCACUGCGAGUCACGCGAAGAUGUGUUGCACGAGAGGAUGAUAGAAAAGUCUAAAGGGCACACUUCGGUAAACCACUCGCACAAGGCGGCUUUCGUGCAAACGUCGAAGAAGGCCGGCAAGAAACAAUCGGGGGUUAGCAUGAUGAAAAGCAUAAUGGGCAGAUUCCGUGACCAACCGUCAUCAUCAGCGGGUGAAGGAGCUUCAGAAAUGUCCCAGCUCAACGCAGGCGAAUUGUUUGUCAAGAUGAGGUUAGUGAGGGUCGCGCCGUCGAAAUACGACGUCAUGUACUCACAUGCCCUUCAGCCCCCCGCGUUGUCUUUCAAUCCUGUCGUUCAAGAAGAUGCGCUCCCAGAGUUCGAUAUUCAGGAGUUGUUCGACGAUGCAAUAGACAUCAAGUUUGCGGUCAUCGACGAUUUCGUGCUUUGUGCCGCCAGCUACGUAUGGUAUAUACUCAAUUGGCACAGCAGGGCCGUCUCUGGUCUUAUCACAUUGUGUCUCUUGCUGGCUUGUUGGAGACCAUACCUCAUCAACCCGUUCAUGUAUGGCAUAAUGGCAGCGCUCUUAUCCAUUGAUGAAUAUCCGACAGGCCCAGAGGCAGCUCAUGACGACCUCGGGGCUGAACGCACCACUGACCAAUGAGGGCUUCCUGACCGUGGCAAGAUGGAACAGCAUCUUCCAGAUGGAGGCGUUCCUGUACAGAGUGAUUACGCACCAGGGUGGCCAGGUGGUGUCCGAGCGUCACCUCCACGAUUUCGUGGCCAGAGGGUUCGGGGACCUGCUCGACCCGACCAGAGGCUUCGAGGAGGACGACACCUCGCUGACGCUCCAGGAUGUUGUGGGCGUCAUGAAGACAAUGAAGCACAUGGUCGCAGUGCAGGGAAAGGACGUGGAUGAUGCCGUGAUCAAGCGGGGGAGCAUAGUGAGAAUCCACGAGAGGCGGCGCGCGACGGUCGGCGCUGUCCUCCCAGCGGAGGGCGAGAACGGGCAGACGCGUUACGUCGUCCACUACGACGAGAUGUACCCGACCGAGGAGCAAGAUGAGGAGGUCCUGUACGAAGAGCAGCUGCACAUCUCAGGAGACCCGACACGGCCUGAGCAUAAGCGUGUCGGAGGUCCGCGCGGAGUGCUUGGGUCGGCGUCGGGCAACUUUCGCCACCCUGAGGCGACGCUUGCGGUCAGCCCCCAGCGAGUGAGGGGAGCAGGUUCCAGCGCCGACCCCGGAAGUCCGCGCGGACGUUCGAGAUUGUGUGUUUCUGUCGUCUCGCGUCUUCUGCAUCCGCACCGAGAUGCCCAGGAUUCCGACAAUCCUCCUCCCUGGCAAGGUCAAGGAGACCAUUCGAUUUGUUGCUUGGCAGAUAGAUU
This is a messenger RNA of Prorocentrum cordatum, 2092 nucleotides long. NCBI's taxonomy places the organism in Eukaryota, Dinophyceae, Prorocentrales, Prorocentraceae. The record is from the annotation of a GenBank genome assembly.